This is a messenger RNA of Centrocercus urophasianus (Greater sage-grouse), 1290 nucleotides long. RefSeq names its product SH2 domain containing 4B (gene SH2D4B). Bases 1 to 1290 code for a protein of 429 amino acids. The record is from RefSeq and is a predicted model, not a curated record. Gene Ontology annotation, cellular component: cytoplasm. The transcript has 8 exons. NCBI's taxonomy places the organism in Eukaryota, Metazoa, Chordata, Aves, Galliformes, Phasianidae.
AUGCUGCAGCAAAUUUUGCGUGAUAUGUAUAUCGACCCUGAGCUCCUGGCAGAGCUGAAUGAAGAGCAAAAGCAAAUCUUGUUCUACAAGAUGAGAGAAGAGCAGCUGAGGCGCUGGAAGGAGAGGGAAGAGAAAGCACGAAUGGAGGAGGCUAUGCUGACAAAAACAGCAAGGCGCAAACAAAGUAAUGGCAAACAUGUGCAGUGGCUGCGUGGGAAGGAUGGUGAGGUCUGGGUCUGGGUUAUGGGAGAAGCCCCAGGUGACAAGCCGUAUGAACAGAUAUCAGAGGAGCUAAUAGCUGAACGCGCCAGGCAACAAGCACAGAAGGAGGCAGAAGAGCUAUGGAGACAAAAAGAAGCUGAAAUUACAAAGAAAUUCCGGGAUGCUAUGGCUCAAGAAAAAGCCAGAAUAGUAGCAGAAAAGUGGAAAAUAGAAAUGGAAGAUCGAAAAGCAGCAAAAUUGGAGGAGGAAAAGAUUCAGGAGGAUCUGAAGAAAAGAGAAGAAGAGGAAAGACAAAAGGGUGAAGAACAAAUAAGGCAGCAGGAAGAAAUCCGAGCAAAAGAGCUGUAUUUGAGUCUCAAGCAAGCUCAGCAGCACAGUCAGCACAGCGAUGAUGACCAGGAGUGGGAAGAACAGUUGCGCCGCUCCAAAGCUGCGGAUGAGGAAAGGAGCCACAAAGCACGCAGAGCACGGGACGAGUACCGGCGGCAAUCCUUGCGGGCCAUCCAGAAGGGCAGAGUGGCUGAUCUGAGUAAUUUGUUCCAGGGAACCAGACUGAAUAACGAUCAGGAGGCAAAACUGAACAGCAACAGUGCGAGUCCUUUGCUGUCUCGUGUUGUGACAUCCAGUAAAAUCUGGGAACGUCCUUCUAGACCCUUUUCAAGAGAAGUCAUCAUUCGCUGGUUCAAAGAAGAGCAGGUCCCUCGACGUGCUGGGUUUGAGAGGAACACCAACAGGAUUGCUCAGUGGUUUCAUGGUAUUAUUAGCCGCCAGGAGGCAGAAGAGCUGCUGAUGAAUAAAUCUGAAGGAACAUUCCUGGUGCGAGUCAGUGAGAAAAUCUGGGGCUACGCAUUGUCUUAUCGCCAACAAAGUGGGUUCAAACACUUCUUGGUUGAUGCUUCGGGGGAUUUCUACAGCUUCUUGGGGGUAGAUCCAAACCGACAUGCAACACUGACAGACCUUAUUGAUUUUCACAAGGAAGAAAUCAUCACAUCCUCAGGUGGGGAGCUGCUACUGGAGCCAUGCGGACAGCAGAAGAAUCCACCAGACUACAGCCCUUUAUUUGAGUAA